UGAGCAUUGAGUGGAGGAAAAUUGUAACGGUGGUGGUUUUCUCAUCAGACGUCCACACUGACUGACAUGAAGAUAGAUGAGGGAUGGAUCACCUCAACUCCACCCACUGCCCAACCAACCAAUCUUCAACCAACCAAUCAGACUUCAGCAGCCUCUUCACCAAGCAGGUCCUCCCAUCGCUCUACUUUGUGAUCUGCAUCGUGGGUGUUUCCCUCAAUGGUGUGGCCGCCUGGAUCUUCUUCAGAGUGCCCAGUGACUCGGGGCUGGUGGUCUACCUGAAGAACAUGGUGGUGGCUGACCUCCUCAUGUUGUUCUCCUUCCCCUUCAAGGUGGCGGCUCAGCUGGGUCUGGGCGGCUGGCGCCUGCAAGUUAUCAUCUGUCGCUACACUGCCGUGCUCUUCUACUCCUCCAUGUAUGUUGGGAUCCUCUUCAUGGGGCUCAUCAGCCUGGAGCGGUACGUGAAGGUCGUCCGACACACACCAUCCUCCUCCUGCUCCUGCAUUUCCAGGCUGGGUGGCGUGUCCUUGCAACACCUCCUGCAGAAUGCCCGCUUCGCCCGGGGGCUGGCGCUACUCACCUGGAGCCUCUUCCUCCUCUGUUUCCUGCCCAACGCCGUGCUGACCAGCCGCCCAGCCAGUGAGAUGAACUGGUUGGACUGCAAGCAGCUGAAGACACCGCUGGGGUUGCAGUGGCACAAGGGUUCCAUCAUCUUCAGCAUGGUCGUUUUCUGGGUGACGCUGCUGGUUCUUGUCUUCUGCUACGCCUCCAUCGCCCACCAGAUCUACCAGUCAUACCGCCGUGUGCAACGCGACAGCAGCAACAUCUGUCGCAAGUCUCGCUGCAGCAUCUUCAGCAUCCUGGUGGUGUUCUUCAUCUGCUUUGUGCCGUACCAUGUCUGCCGUGUGCCGUUCACUGUCAUGAAAGAGUCACACCUCAGCCAGACCAGUCGCUACCUGCUGUUCCAGCUGAAGGAGGGGACGCUCUUCCUGUCAGCGCUCAACGUCUGCCUCGACCCCAUCAUCUACUUCCUGAUGUGCGGAACCUUCAGAGAGUCACUGCUGAGGAAACUGUCCAGAAAACAGAGGAGGAGAAGAAUCCAGACCACCGCUGUGACUCUCAGCAAAACUUAGGAGAUGAGAGCGCACUGCAUUCAUCAAAGAAAAAAUAAACUGACCUAAUUAUGACUUUCAUAUCUCACAUUUAUGACUUAGUAUCUCAUACUUAUGAGAUCAGGUGUUACAGAAUAUUCAGUGACUCAUCAGAUUCUGUGACCUUAUUAGGAAUUUCAGCUAUUUUGCUCCUGCAAACAGAUUUAUUUUACUUAAUUUGCUGCUUUAUUUAUUACACACAUGUUGAUAGGUGUGUUUGUUCAAAAUUUAAUGUUGACCAGAUGAGGUGUACAAAGUUUCUGCCAUUACAUCAACAUUUUUGUAUUUAAUAUCUGAAUGUCUAUGGUCACAAUUUACACCUACUUGUCAAAAUAACAAAAUAAUACAGCAUAUUUUACUCAUAAUUAUGAUGAGAAAAAUAGUAAAUUAUGACUUAUGUGAUUAAGAGUCAUAAUCACAAAUAAGGCCUCCAUAUUUUUCUUUAGUGAAUGCGAUGCUCUUCCACAGAGAGAGAGAGAGAGGUCAGUCUUCUUCACAGUUGAUUCUGCAGCAUCGUGUGUGAAGGUCAGGAUGUGUUUAGUUUAGAGAUAAAUGUCUUAAGUGCUUUUGACAAUUCUUCCGUUAUUUUAGUGUCAUGAUGUGAUAUUUUCUAGACUGAAAUAAAUGUAUAUAACUUCAGAAAUAUGUUUGUACAGUAGUAAAUAAAGAGUAAA
Messenger RNA from Thunnus maccoyii (southern bluefin tuna), 1822 nucleotides. Its product is annotated as P2Y purinoceptor 14-like. Gene Ontology annotation, molecular function: G protein-coupled purinergic nucleotide receptor activity. Bases 84 to 1130 code for a protein of 348 amino acids. The record is from RefSeq and is a predicted model, not a curated record. Gene Ontology annotation, biological process: G protein-coupled receptor signaling pathway. Gene Ontology annotation, cellular component: membrane. The transcript is spliced from 2 exons. NCBI's taxonomy places the organism in Eukaryota, Metazoa, Chordata, Actinopteri, Scombriformes, Scombridae.